Moneuplotes crassus is the source of this 1545-nucleotide messenger RNA. Lineage: Eukaryota; Ciliophora; Spirotrichea; Euplotida; Euplotidae. The record is from the annotation of a GenBank genome assembly.
AUUGGAUGUAUUCCUCUAUUAAAAAUAAUAUGUUAAUGACCUCUCACCUAAAAGAUCAUCAAGAAAACCGAGAUUCACAAUCAGAUAAAGACGGUAUUUGUCUAUCGUAUUUAUCUCUACCUUUACAAGACAUUCUGAAUAAAUUACAAAGAUUAGAAAAUGAGCAGAAAUUUAGCAAAAUACUUGAAAAAUUAGACCUCACUUCAGUCCCAUAUAGAGAGCUCGGACAGCUUGUAAACACAGGUGAUGAUAAGCUAAUUUUGGUCUCCAUUGCUGGUUGGAGACAAGUACUUUACCGGGACGAUUCUUCAGUCCAAGAAUUCAUCGAUCAGGGAUGUGUGGAAAUAUUCACCGAACUUUUCAGAAAAACACAAAAUUUCAGAAGAAAGAGAAAAAUAUUGGAGACCUUGAUUGCAGCGAUUGAUGAGGAUUCCUGUGAUGCUUUAGAACAAAAUGGCUUCCUCCAAAUCUGCUCUGAAUGUAUUAAGAGCUCACAUGAAGAACUAGUCAACCUUUCAGCUCAAGCAAUUGGGCUAAUGGCUGAGCAGGAUGAGGAAAUUCUUGAACAAAUCUAUGAAAUGGGCCUUCUUGAUGACAUCUUCUCACUACUACAGAGCGCUAUGCCUGAUUCUAAAGGGCAAGAAAUUAUUUCUUCAGCAGCUGAACACUGAAUUUAUUAUUUCAAGGAACUUGAUCAACGAGAGUAUUUAAAAUAUCUCCAAAUUGCAGUACAUUCCCUUCAGAAGAGUAGGAGAGAAAGUUGUCUUACGAAUUUGAUGACCAUUAUUUUCAGGUUUUUGAUUAACUACGAAUAUCCUGGUUCAGUAAAUAGCGAACUUUCCUUAACCAAUUCUCUCCUCCAGAAGUUCCCCUACAUGAGCCUUGAAAAUUGUUUCUCAGGGAUGAGCUGAAUUGCUAUCCUCAGCCAGGACGCUAAGACUCACGAUUCAAUCUGUUGCCAAGACUUUUAUGAUAUCUGCUCAAGAAUAUUUAAAGAUUCCGGUGAGAAUAUUAGUACUCUCAAAAUUACUCUUUUUAUAUUCAAGCAUUUAUCAAUAAGUGAAGAAAGUUCAACCAAACUUUCCUGUAGUAACACCUUUGCUGGCCCCUUUUCAAAAUUUGUAGUCAAGGAUGUACGAGAGUUCUGGAAAAAUGAGAAUAAUGGCGCUGGCAGCUUUAUAACAGCCUUGAUGAAGCACAAGAAUCAGCAAAUUCUAGAAGCGAUUUAUAAGACUGGCAUCAUGGAGAAACUAUGAGAGCUUGCUUCUUAUCAGUCAGCAACUCUUUCGCAUAAUAAGAUCCUUGAGCUCAUCUUAUUGGCUCUUGAGACCCAUAGAGAUCAUGAAGAAGAGAUUGGAGAAUCUAACAAAAUGUGAAAACUUUUAUACAAUUGUGCACCUGAAGGAGUUCCGCUUAUUACUAAAAUUUCCGAAAUGGCCCAAGCCGAGUUCUGACAAAACCCCAAGCGAUCACUCCUAAAAAAGAUUUUGACAAUCAUAAAUUCCAUCGAUUCUUAACUCCAACUAUAAUUAACCAUAAUUUUCA